This is a messenger RNA of Brassica napus (rape), 528 nucleotides long. RefSeq names its product putative defensin-like protein 38. The record is from RefSeq and is a predicted model, not a curated record. The transcript is spliced from 2 exons. Lineage: Eukaryota; Viridiplantae; Streptophyta; Magnoliopsida; Brassicales; Brassicaceae. The coding region runs from base 70 to 342 and encodes 90 amino acids.
UGUUAAAUUCACAAAUUAUUAAAUCUAAAUCAAAAAGAAGAGAUCAAUCAGAAAAGAAAAAAUAUACAAAUGGCCAGCAGCGUAAACAGUGUUGUGUUCGUUGUUUUUUUGAUGAUCUUAUUGAUUUCUACAGAAAUACAAAAUGGACAUGCUCAAAGGCAGCAUAUAUAUUGUGAGAAAGUACGAAGCAAGACGGCUCCACCUGACACUUGUAAUAAAAAAGAUGCUGAUGCAUUGUGCAAAAAUACUUGUUGGACGAGAGAAACUUAUAUUGAAGGAAAAUGUCUACUACUUCCAAAGACUACAAAAAAAGCUUGCUACUGCUGGCAAUUCAAUUGUUAAUAAAAACCCUAAUUUGAUUAUGGUAUAAAACUAAUUCGCUUGUGUUCAAAAUAAUAAUAUGAGAAAUUUUGUCCCAUAUUCAUAGUAGGACUUAAAUUGAUUGUAUACCUAUAACAAAUAAAGUGCUAUAAUGUUUGUGUAAUAAUUGAUGUAUUAUCCUUGACAUGAACACAUUUAUUUUUACGU